AUGCUGAGCAGACAGCUGAACGAGCUGCGUGUGCAGAAGCAGGUCCAAGUGUUUGAAGAUAAAAAUAUUGAUAAACUGACGAGGAACAAAUAUAGCCUAUUUAGGAACGUCUACAAAAAUGUGAUUGUUUCCCCAGCGCACGCGGAAUCCAUAAGGAGUUGCCUGCGAAAGUUGGCAGGCAUAAACAAAUCGUUCGAGGCCUUCGAGAAAUUAUUCUACCUGGAGGAGAGCGAUGUGCUGCACAGUUUUUAUGACCAGCAGGGGGGCGAAGCGAAGCUCAUCGGGGGGGAGCAUCCAAAUGGGCGCACAGGAAAUUGCAGAAGUGACCCCAGUGUGGGUGCUCCAUUGGGUGCUCAUGAGGAUGCCCCAUUGGAUGCUCGAGGGGACGCCCAUGAGGACCCCCAAAUCUACCGGAAGCACCGCGAAUUCCUGACGCAGGAAGAAGAGCGCGUGAUCGUGAAAAAGGUGAAAUCAUUCCUAAAGCUGUGCUCCAUUUAUGCGGACAGAAAAGAAGUGAAAAUCCUGAUCGAGUUCCUAAUUUACAAGUACGAAAUAAAUGUGAAAUGCAGCCAGGACAUUUUGCUCUGCAUUUUGCCCAACCUUUCCCUCGCCCACUUGAGGAACAUUUUGGAGAUUAUUUAUAUAGAAAAGAGUUCCGCCUUUUUCUUCAUAAAUAAUUUCAAGCACGAGCAUCUGAAGGAUGUCGACCAGUCGGUUUUUGUGCACCACAUAAAGAGGAACAUAUCGAUAUAUAAAAUGAUAUUUGAGUACCUCGUGGAGUUGUUACAUGGCAGUCACGCUGCCAUGGGUGAGGCGUCCCCCGCGGGGGAGAGGCCCAAGGGUGCGCCCAUCCCGUACGUAAACUUCUUCAUCUCGGUGACGGAAGAUAUCAUCCGCAGCUAUAUUGACAUACCUGUGCAGAUAAUCGAAUUCUACUGCAAUGUUUUGCUGGUGCUGUUGAGAAGGUGUGGGCAGUCCUUCGAGGUGAUGAAGAGCGCACGCAGGAAGGGGGAAAGGGACGACGGUGCCACCCGCCACAUGGCUCACGCGAUGGCCACGCUUCAAAUCCACCAGUGCGUAGAUUUUUUAGAGAAAUUUUUGAAAACGUUCGAAGAUGCAAUUGGGAAGUGCAAGACGGGGUUCAACUUUGACUUUUUGAAGAACAAAAUUUUUGCCUUUUUUGACGGAGCGUUUUUGUCAGCAGGGGAGGGAGGGGCAGAAGAAGGCGUGGCCAGUGCCCAGUCCCCCCACUCCAGAUUUAUGAAUUCGCUACUUGUCCUUUUAAACGUAAUUUACAAAAAUGCCCACCAGAUAUCGCUCGCCAGCUUUGUUAAGCAGGAACAGGCACACAGAGGGGCCGCACCACAGGAGAGACCUACCCCGGAACACCAAAUAGAUGAGAAUGCCAUCCAAGGCAUAAUAAACUUUGUGAAGGAAAAUAAAAAAAACUGUUUUGACAAUCAUAUAAACGGCAUCGUGCAGGAUCACCAGGCUCUGCGAAGUUUGAUGAGCCUCCUGUACCAACUUAACAACACCUACGAAGUGACAGACAAUUUGUUAAAAAUCGUGCUGAUAAAGAGCUACUCUUUGAGGCUAAAUUGGUUUCCCAUAGAGCACAUAUUUUUGCAGACACUUAGGAGUAAGCAGAAUUACCUGUUCAACAUAAUCGCGAUAAUAAAUUUUAUAUCGUUUUAUGUUUUCCUAAUAAAAUCGAGGGAGUACGAACUGGAUGAGGGGAUCUCCGAAGGUUCAAAGCUGAAGAGAAGUGUAGAAUCGUUACGCACCUGGCAAGUUGUGGAAGCAUUCCUUGGGAAGGUAUCCCAUGGGAACUCCCUCCACCCAGAGGUUAUAAUACGAAGUGGGCACUUGUACCACAUUGUUAAAUUUUUUCUGAAGGAAAAUAGCGACCUUUUUAAGAAAAAAAUUAUUCUAUUCGAACUAUACAGCAAGAUAGACGAGCGUUUGCUAAGGCUGAUUAAAGGGGUCAACACCAAGCUGCACCGCCUCCACAUUUUUAACGCGCUUAGUAAUGACAAAAUCGAUUUUGACGACCCUGAGGUGGUGGAGCGGGCCGUUAGAAGUGUCAAAUAUAUGUAUGAUCAUCGAAGGGGGAGUGACCCUUCAGUGGAAGUGACUGUGGAGGGAACAACCGAUUGCACAACUGGAGAACGCCCCGAGGAGGCUUCAUUCUCCCUAGGAACGAUAAAAAAAGGAAAGAGUUUUUCAAAGUCAAAGCGAAACAUAGAGUGCCUGUACGCGAAAAUAUUCUUCCAGUUGAGGAAAAAUAAAAUCCUUUUUGUGGACUACAUGAAGAAGUACGAAAAAGAACUGAUCUAUUUUUUCCCCUCCAAAAAGUACCUAUACCGCAUAAUGUUUACCACUUUCAAUGAGUUGAAGCACCGCAACUUUUGCGAAAUUGACAAUGAAAGAAACACAACAUUUUUGAGAUUUUAUUUGAAAUUGUUUCUGACCAAAUUGAGCAAUCUCGAAAUUAAAAAUAAAGCAAAAUUGCAAAAUGAGAAGUUUUUUAAAAAAUUCGUCAACGUGAAUUUUGCCUUUUUUUUCGUCCUCUAUGACUACCUGCAGAAUAAGCACCUCUACCCGAACAAUUCCUUCUUUUCAAGAAAGAUUUUAUCCGACAGUUUUAAGCUAGUGGAGGACUUCCUAGCCUUACUAGCAAGGUUGAAAGGCGUCCAGGGAUACACCUUUGAGGAGUUCUUCCAAGCCGAAAUGACGCAGCGCCGGUGCGAAAACAUCAAAGGGGUGAUAAGGCACAGCGUGCCCUUCAGGGCGCUCAUACUCUGCAGAAUUGCGCGCUACCUAUCAGCGGAAGUGGGAAACUCCCUGGGGGAGUACACAAAUGGGGGGAGCGUGCUCCAAGGGGGAGAAGUGAACGAUUGUCCGGUGGGAGGCAACCCCCCAGAUGGAGGCAACCCCCCACCUGGUGACAACUCCAAACCCUUCCUCCUGAACAUCCUCAAAUGUGUAUUCAAACACUUGGAGGACGUCAGCUCCAUUAAAGAAGAGUCGGAGAGCCACAUCUACGAAAGCAUCGAGGAGUCCUUUCAAAAAAUUAUAUUACAAUUUAGGAAGAUAAAUUCCUCGGUGACUUUUUACCUGUACUGUAAAUAUUUGAACACCUUCUUCCUGAGCGACGCGUACAUCCAAUUUGUGCUGAAGACCUUGGACCUCUUCUUCUGCAUUUUCAAAAUGGAAAAAACGAAGAAGUACAUAAAAGACAAAAAUAUCUGCAAAACAAUCAUUGCGGAAUUGUUUCGAAUGAAAUUAAAAUUAUUUAAAAAUUUAGACGUCAAGUCCUUUUACCAAAGUUUUCUCAUCUCAGUCAUGCUGGUCAUAUUUCCAGAUAUUUCAAAUUCCCAUCGGUACGCUAAUAUGUUGUACGUUGCCAAAAAGCGGGGUCACAGUGGCUCCUUUGUCGUCGAUUACUUUGUCAUUAAUAGGCUGUUCGAAAGGCAGCGGGGGAGGAAGUGCGAAGGGGUUUUUCAUUUGUUGGGGGACAGCCAAGGAGAAGGCGGCCUCCCCGAUGUGCAGCUUAGCCAGGGAGAUCCGCUAAAUCAGACGAUAUCACCCCCUUCUCACGACUACACCGUCACGCACCUCUUUGUAAACCGCAAAAGGAACACCAAACCGGAAACGAGCGAUGAAAGCUAUGAAGAAAGAAAAUACUACUUGUUCAUUCUUGCCUACCUGAGCAGGCCCUUUUUUGACGUCUUCCUGUCCCAUUUCCACAACGUCUAUCGGAAGAAUUAUAUAUACGCGGAGUUCUUGAAGGACGCUUUGAUAGUAGCCUUUUUGAGAAAAAUUAUGAGAAGAAAUUCAUACCCUUAUAAAAUUACCAAAAUUUAUAAGGCCAUGUUGUCCGUUAAAUGUGACGCGUCGCUCGAGACGAGGGAACUGUUUCUCUUUCUUCACCUGGUCGAUUUUUAUGUGAACGCUUUGAAGAAUGCGGCUGUGAGGGGGGGCAGUCGAAAAGCCAAGAAAAAGUGUAGGGAAGCUCCAAUGGAGAGAAGCAUCCCCAAUGGGAAUGGUACCCCUAGUGAGCUGCCUACUGGGGAGGACAACAACGCAACCAAGGCGAAUGCAUCCGUAUACGUGCCGGCGAAUGCACCCUCAUACGUGCCGACGAAUGCAUCCGCAUACGUGCCGGCGAAACUGCUCAAAAAGGUGAAUUCGCAAAAGUUCCAAAUGCGGGGCUGCUCAGACUUCCAAUCGUUGAGCAGCAAGAAAAAAAUAAAAAAAAUUAAAUACAAAAAUAUAGUGAACGAACCAGGAGGGGAAGAGGCGGACAGAGCCUUCUUCCAAAACCUCAAGGGGUUCUUCAAGUACCAUGAAAAUCUCUUCACAAAUUCGUAUUUCAAAAAAGAAGUAGAAAUAAAGGCCAUCUGCGAAUCGAUAAUACAGCAUGUCAUCAAAAUUAAGGAUAAGCACCUAACAAUCCAAUUGCUUUGCAUUAGGAACUUUGCCACCAGCUGCCUGUUCAGCAAAGAUUUGCAGGCGCACAUUGAACAGUUAGAAGUAGCCAACUUGAUGCUGUUUAGGAAACUGUUUGCCAACAAGGCGCAUCACGAUUACCACUCCAUUUUGCUCAUGUGCAAAAAUGUGAGCAGCGUAAGGGAGAGGAACAAAAUAUUGCUCUUUAUGGAGGAGCAGAUGAUACAGGUCGGCAGGGAGGCGGGCCCCUCCGAGAGUCACAUGGCCAUCCUCAAAAUUGUCAUUGUGUUGUCCGACGGGGGGGGAGGCAUUGAAAGCGGCGGAGCCAGCGGUGGAAGUGUCAAUCGAAGCGCCAACCGAAGCGGAGAGGCGCCCGCGGAGGACCCCGCCCACGCCCAGUUUGUAGAAACCCACAUAAGGAUAUUCAAAAAAAUUGCCAAGUGCGCACAAAUAAACGACGUCAUGUUUUUGAAGCUGCUAAAAUACGUGGGCAACAUUUGCAGCCUUAUAUACGAGGUGCCCGAGCUGGUAGCGCAGCACUUUUCCCUCACCGGAAAUAACUUCCUUUUCGAAGUUGUCUCCUUUUUCGAAACGAAUGUUUUUUACCUGCGUGAGGACGUCACUGCUCAUUUGAAGCCCCUGGCGCACAUUUUGGACAAGACGAUUAGGAGGAAGAUUUUGCUCUUCGUGCGGGCCAAGGAAAGGGCAUCCUGUGCAGCAGCGGUUGAAGGGGAGGGCAGAGGGGAUACGCCUCCCAGUUUGGUACCCCCCCCGAAUGACUCUACAAGGGGCCACAGCGAAGAACUCACAUCGGAAGCCGCAUUAACGGAAGAACGUCUAAAUUGCAAAGAGCAUACUCAAAGUGAAAGACCCCCCCGCGGAUCACCAUCCUUGGAGCUGAGCGAUGAAGAGGAUAUGGACCGACACUACCACCUGCACACAUUUGCCUACAUGUGCACUUUCAUUAACCGCAUAUUUAAGAACGAAAUAAAUUUGGAACAUUUCACAGUCCUCGUGAACAAUUUAAUUUUCCUCUUCAACAGAAAGUACACGUCAUACAUCAUAGCCAUUUGCCUCAUAAAUUUAGUAAUAAAAAUUAAGCUAGAAAAAUUGCAUGCGUGUAGGAAUUAUUUUCUGGAAAUUUGUUACGUGUACUUUACCAACGAUGUGGAUUACUGUAUUAAUAACCACCUGUUGCUUUUUCUGGCGUUGUACCUCUGCCCGCAUUCUCCCGAGAAGGACGAGUUGGUGGAGGGGGGAAGGCUACACGGCGAGGGCCACACAAAUGGGGGAGACAAAACAGUUACAACCAAUAAAACAACUCACCUGCAACCCCCGUACGAACAUUUAAGCGCCAUCUACCCGGAGUAUUUACUCUCCAAACUGAAGUACUUCAAACCCCAUCUGAAGAAAGUUAAGAACAACCAGAAUCUCUGCCUCAAAAUUAUUGCCCUCAUAUCUAUAGUUAACACGCUGAACAGAAACGUAAUAAAAUCCAUUUCGUACUUCAUCUACAUUUUGACUCUUCAAAAUUUUGUUCUUUGUUUCUGCUUCGCAAAGGAUAAGGUCAUUAAUAGGAAGCUGAACGUCCUCUUUAGGAAGUUUUCCUUCCGAAACACAGACACGUUUGUCUGGGCCUACGUGCUGGACAACUUCAAAAUGGGGGACACCUCCAAAAGGGGAGCCGCACUGGUUGGGAAAUCCUCCAACGAUGCUAAUUUGAAGGGGCACCACUUCGAGGAGCUAUUUUUGCACAAAUUUUUGCAGAACCUGAACAGGCUGAAGGAUCAUAUGAAAUUCGAGGAGGGAUAUAAAAAGCUGCUCCGAUGCAGAGAGAAGCUAAACAACCAGGGUAGGGACUCACACGACAGUGCAGCCCAGGCAUCCGAGGAGCAUUUCCUCUUUGACAUAUUUAACGACUUGUUAAAGAAGGAGAUACACGAUGAAAAUGAAAUUAAUAGCAUUAUGAAUAAGCAGCUGUUCCACUUCUACGAAUUUCUAAUUAAGAAAAUGCUCACCGUGAAUUCUGCCAAGUGCCCCAAUCUUUUCAAAGAAAUGUCCAUUUUUAUGAACCAGAAAUUGAACAGCGGAACGGAUAAGAAGCCCAUUUUUGACGCCCUCAUUUACUUUCUCUACACGAGGAAGGAUGAGAAGGCCAUCGCGUCGCUCAAUCAGAUGUACAUUUAUAACAUGUUCAAUAAGGCCCUGUUCAAAAUAUACGUGGAUGAUUAUACGAAGAUAGUCAUCAUUUCGAAGGUGAACGAAAUUUUGAGGACCCUACUUCGGCAGUUUUACUUCUUCCUGGGGAAUGAGCGAAGGAGCAGGUGGACUGCCGCGUUGCCAGGCGAAGUGGUAAGCGAAGUGGAGGUAAUCCCCCUAAAUGACCUGCAAGGAGACGCGGAGGCAGACAUCCGCGGUGAGGACAACAUCCCACUCAGCAGUGCCACCUUCAAGGGACCCAUUUCCGGCAAGGCGAAAAGGAAGAGAACCGUUUGCAGCGAAAUGGACAUGAUAAAUGAUGAAUACAGAAAGUAUUGCGAGCGAGUGGGUCGUCUGAGCAAAGGUCCGCUCGGUGACGAACCGGUGGUGGAUCCCCCCAACCAGGGUGACGUUAUUCAGGGUGAUGUUAUUCAGGAUGAUGUGAUUCAGGAUGAGGUUGCCCCAGCAGAUGAGGAUCUGGCCUACCUGUCAGAUGCAGACUCGAUCGAUUUGUAUUGCACCCUGGGUGACGAUAACCUCAGGGGCAACAACUCAGAGUGCGCCCAACCGCACAGCGUACCCACAAUUGCCAAAUUAAGUGCCACCCAAAUUGCGCACAUAAAACGCACAAACCAGCUGAAAGACCUGAACAGCAUUUUCCUGCUGGACCUCUACCCCCUGAACACAAUAGUGAAGUGCAUAUCGUCGGUGCUGCUCAACUUCCCGCUGUUCACGAAGAAGCACCUGAUUGAGUUAUUCAGAUUUUUGUUUUUAAAAAAUAGACACUACGUCCUAAUCAAUGAGAAAAAUCUGCUACAAAAUAGCCUGUACAAUUUGAACAGAGAAAACAAAAUGAAACAUAUUAGCAAAGUUAUGAUGAACCCGUUGAGGAAGCUAAACGUGUACCACUUAUUUUUUAUUUUUUCAAAUAAUCACGUGGAACUUUGCCUAAAGCAUGUAAUGAGAUACGUCAAGAAAAACUUCCCCCCUUUGGCUAACAGCAAAACCCCCUACAGCUAUAACGAAUCCGUCGUUUUGAACAACGCCCUAUUUGUUUACCAACAUUUGGUCAUCUUUCAAGGCAGUUUAGCUACCCCCAAGAGGGGGGACCCCCAUUUAGGGCUGGAACUCCUCUUCUGCAUUUUAAAAGCGCAUCUAAAAAAUUGUGCCAAUUAUGUUACCACUCUGGUGGGUAAAUGGGGACACAAAAUGGAGAAGCUGCACGGGGGGAAUUUCUUCACGUAUUGUAGUGACCACCCCGAUGGGGUAAACACCCCCGAUGUGGAUAAAUCGAAAAGCGACCUAACCGUGGAUCUACGAAUUGAGGAGGAGAACAUUGUAAAGGCUUUACUGUACACCUCGACGAAAAUGAAAUUGUCUUCCCUGGGAAACCUAUUUGAUAAACUCCUAGCGUCUUUUGAGCAGCCCAAUUUUGAAUCCAAGCUGAGUUCCCUCCUGGAUAACUACAAAGCUGUUUACGAGAGGAGGAUAUAUUUCCUCUACUUUUACAGGCUCUAUCAAAAUUUUGGUUCCGUAUUGAGUGAAAAGAAUAAGUACCUCUUCGACCUACUGAAUAAUAUCAAAUUUGUGCUGCUUGCUUGCCACCGGAAUUGUUGCCAGUUGGGUUCUUCCUCCGCUGAAGGGGGGGCCAUCACGGGAGAUGCUGCUAACUCGGUGGUAGAAGCUACCUAUGAGGACGCUCACCAAGGGGAUCCCCAUCACAGCGUUGAAUAUACCACCACCGCCGGGGGAACAAAACGAAGGAAGGUGAAAAAAGUGGCUAUGAGAAACACUUGGUAUUGGUUCGACCUGGGCUACUGCACCCUCCUGUGUCUGUAUGAAAUUUUAAAAAAUGAAAAAAAAAACCAAAAAAAUUUCACCCCCAUAUAUUACCAAACCUGUUUCGAUUACGUGAUAAACUGCUUCGACAUGUUCGCAUACCUCCCAAGAGUACACACAAACGAUCAUUUUAAAAACUGCAUUAGCGAAGACGUCAUACGAAAUAGCCAACAAUUGGACAUCAAAACGGUUUCUAUUGCCCUGCUUGACAUUUUAAAGCUAAUCCUCUUUGAACUCUACUCCUUAUAUAUAAAUGACCCGGAAAAAAUACAAAUCAUGACUAUGAGACUUUCCCUAAAAAAUGAAAAUAACAACACCAGCAGUAAUGUUACCCUGUCUAUAAUUCUAACGUUGAAAUAUGUUUAUGAUAAUAUUGGGUAUAAGGAGCUGCUCUUUGCCGUCACCGAUUUGUAUCAGCUCUUUUCAGAACUGAAUGACCACCCGGAUGACGAAAUUGAGCUUCUCACGAAGGAGUGGUUCGCUUCGAUAAGUAAAUUCUCGGCCGAGGGCUGACCCAUGAAGGGUGCACAUAUGUUUUGUGCUUCCCGAGCAGAAUGCAGCUUGCGCACACCGCAAGAUCGGUUCUGCUCACUCGCCUGCAUAGGUGUUAUACGCACAGCACAGCUGUUCACUCCUGUUCACUCCUAUUAUGUGUGCGCGCCUGCCGUUGAAGAUGCGAAACUUUUGCCCCCACCCGCGGACCGAAAGAGCACAUUUCAGUAGUAAGCUUGAAGUGAGAAUGCUGCCUACCGCCCGCCGCCUACCAACCACUACAAUCUCGUCUGACCAGAUAACACAGCAGCGCGGCGUGCAGUACGAAGUGGAGACGUUUUAAGACCACAUAUAUGUUUUCACCCCCCAUCUGAAAGGAUUUUCCGUUUGGAAAAGCGCCUUAAAAGGACAUUUUAGAAAGUGCACACCCAUGUGAGCACUUAAACUGUUCGCAGCGUGCCCUGCCAACCCUUUGCGGAAGGCGCAGGUGUAUUCCCCUUGACCCAAGAGCGCACAGCUGAGAAAGAAAUAAAAAAACGACCAAGUGAUACUCCUUCAUUCGCAUUUGUGAAAAAGGGUCUCUCUCCCCCCCGUUUAUCCCUUCCAUGCGCAUUUUCCCCCUCUAGUGCAUCAUUUCACCAUUUUUAUCUUUUCACGAAUGGAGUAGGAGUAGCGUUGUCCGUUCGUUACUCCACGUUUACUCACUGUGCAUAUGUUCAGCAUCUACGUGGCGCAAAUGCAGUAUACAAUGUGUCAUUUUUUUUUU
Messenger RNA from Plasmodium vivax (malaria parasite P. vivax), 9748 nucleotides. RefSeq lists its product as hypothetical. Bases 1 to 9003 code for a protein of 3000 amino acids. The record is from RefSeq and is a predicted model, not a curated record. NCBI's taxonomy places the organism in Eukaryota, Apicomplexa, Aconoidasida, Haemosporida, Plasmodiidae. The transcript has a single exon.